AAUGUUAACAGAUUGCAAUUUUUAUAGUAAACAAAGUAUUACAGAAUUAUAAGCUUAAUUGGCUCAUAAGAAAAAGAAGAUUCACAUUUUAAAAUAAGAAAAGAAUUCUAUGUUGAAUCGUAUAGAUGAAUUAAAUUAAAAAGUUCAUGAUUAAGCAGAAGAAUUCAAAAAGUAUAAAUUGAAAUUUAGAGGUCUAGAAAAAUAACAUUCUCAUGUAAUAAAUAAUAUUCAAAAUAAUAGUUAAAAAAUUAGAAUGAAAACUUAAAGAAAGACUAAAGCAUAAAUAAUGAAACUAUAACAUUGUUUUAAAAAGGUUUCAAAAGAGAUGAAUUCAAAAAGCAUGAAAGAACAGUAGCUUAAUUGCAGAAUGAUAUUAUAAAAUUAUCCAAUACUUUGGAAGAACAUAAAAUAGUUAGAGAAUCUAAUUGUGAAGAAAUUACAAGAUAAUUAGUUUAUAUCUAAGAAUUAGAAAAUCAAUUAAAUAAAUAUAAAUCAAUGACUGAAGAUGAUUAAUUAAAAUAUAAUAAUUAACAACUAUAUUAAACUAUUGAAGAUCUUAAUUACUAAUUAUAGUCAUCAAUUAAAUAGAAAGAUGAAGAUUAUUAAAAUUAAUUACUAGAAUUAUAAUAAAUAGCUGAUAUUGUAAAAUUAGAAAAUAAAGAACUUAAAUUAAAAUUAGCACAGUCAGAAAAGUUGUAUCAUAUGUAAAUUUAAAAAAUAUCUAAACUGUGUGAAUCUGUUUAUGAUGAAUUGUCUAAUAAAAUAUCUAACAAAAUAGAAGUUAAAGAUAUCUUAUCAAAAUUAGUUAUAUCAAAAAAAGACCUUGAUUUAGAUUUACUUAAGUAUUACUUUUAAUUUAAAUUAUAGAAUUUAAUCUGAAAUAAAUAGCUAGACUUGUGAAGAAUUAUAAACUAAAGUUGAGAAUUUAUCAAAUGAAAAUUAAAAUAUUAAAUAAAAAUUUUAAGCAACUUCAACAAACAAACAAGCUCUAUAAAUGAGAGAAUAAGAUUUAGUUCAUCAAAUUGAGAAAUUACAAUAAUAAGUUGAAAGAUAAAAAGAAUUAAACUAAAUGAGAUAAAAGACAAUGUUAGAAUAAAUAUAGGCUUUACAGAGAACUAACAAACAAUUAAAUUAAGAUAUAGAUAAAAUAACCAAAGAAGUUUAAGACUUAAGGGAAGAAAAGCUUAUUUUAUAAUAAACAAUACAGAGAUAAGAGAAAAAAAUACAAACACUAAGUUUAUCUAAAUAUAAAUGA
This is a messenger RNA of Paramecium pentaurelia, 1255 nucleotides long. Lineage: Eukaryota; Ciliophora; Oligohymenophorea; Peniculida; Parameciidae. The record is from the annotation of a GenBank genome assembly.